AUGUCGGACGUCACAUAUUCUUCUGCAGAAAAUAUUGCAAGGGUUCUAAUUGUGCCUCAUGCUGUUUUCAGUGUUCUAGCAACCGUCUUGGUUGGCAUGCGACUCUAUGUCACGAGAGUUGUAGCCAAGUCGCCAUGGACUUUCGACGAACGUGUCGCCAUCGUAGCACUGAUUGCCAAUCACAUAAUGCUGAUUACUGAAGGGAUCUCGGUAGAGUACGGCCUCGGAACAGAUGUCAAUCAAAUAGUCGAAUUAUAUCCAGGUGGUGUUUCAGCAUUCUUGAAGUGUAUCCUCGUCCUGGAAAUUCAAUAUGCUAUUGCAUGCCCGCUGUCCAAGAUGGCAGUCCUAGCGAUGUUCUACAGGAUCUUCUCCGCAUCCAAAAUGCUUCGGUAUAGUAUCUGGGCUAUCACUGCCAUGCUUGUUGGAUGGUGUAUUGCCGUUAUUAUGGUCAGCAUCUUUUCUUGUACCCCGAUCCCUCGGUUUUGGGAUCGAACCAUCCCUGGAACAUGUAUCAACUCGAGCAAUUUCUUCAUCGGAAUCACAGUUCCGAACAUUAUUUUUGACAUCCUUACGGUCGUGCUCCCCAUUCGCGAAGUCUGGGCACUACAAAUGGGGAGGGAGAAAAAGCUUGCCAUCAGUGGUGUCUUUCUCUUAGGAGGCAGCGUCGUGCUCGCAUCCGUCGCACGUCUCAUUCUAUUCGCCAUCUAUCGUCCUGGCCAAGGGACCACUGGAAACAACAUUAGUCAAACGGUCAUUAUACCUCACGCUGCAUCCGCCGUGGAGACUUGCCUAGCUAUAAUUGGAGCCUGUCUCCCGCCAUGCGCACCGCUUUUCCGGCGUUGGCUUGGAGUUGUUAGCGUCGUUAGUUCGGGGGAACGGUAUGGCUCCCGCUCAGCCAGGAAGAAGGGGCCUGACGGACAGGGGAAGUCCUCGGCCUCUAAAAACUUCAACACUCUCGUCACAAUUGGCAAAAUUUCCAACCGCGGCGGUCAUAUGAAGCGAUCGAAAGAACAGGAUGAUCUUGACGGCUCGUUCGAGCGCCUUGAAGACAGCAAUAGCCUGCAGGGCUCUACUGAUGGGUUGUACGUGAAUGGCAAUGGCGCUGCAAAGAACGAAGGCGGUAUUCACUCCGAGAAUGGCAUCCAUGUCCAGCGAGAUGUUUGCGUCGAACGCAGUGGUAAAGUUACGUCAAGAGAUGUUAAGGACUGGGUUGUGGGCGACAUACAGUUAGAUGACAUGCCCGCUCAAGGUGCAUCUUCUAAGCAACAAGUGGGCCUUGCUAGAUAG
This is a messenger RNA of Colletotrichum paranaense, 1287 nucleotides long. RefSeq lists its product as uncharacterized. The coding region runs from base 1 to 1287 and encodes 428 amino acids. The record is from RefSeq and is a predicted model, not a curated record. The transcript is spliced from 6 exons. NCBI's taxonomy places the organism in Eukaryota, Fungi, Ascomycota, Sordariomycetes, Glomerellales, Glomerellaceae.